AUGCCCUCAAAGCAGAAGACGUUGUUGUUCUUUGCUGGCUUUGUAUCAAGCAUCGCAUCCUUCGCAGUCAUCUGUACAUGCUUGGGGACUGAGCAAUGGGUUACCAGCAGGAUCCAGUUUACAGGAGUGAAUUAUGGAGGAGAAGCAUACGUAAAACUUGGACUGUUUGUUGUCAGGCGCAAUAAGACUAUCACAAGCGGUGUGGCACUGGAAACCGGGGAGAGCUCCAAACAAGUGUUUGAUCUAUUAAAAGAAACAAACAAUGUGAAGAUUGCCCACAUUAUCGUCAUAUUAUUCCUUGUGUUCGGUCUUGCUUGCUGUUUGAUGGGAUCAGUGACUACUUGUUUGAAUAGUGUCAGCAAUCCCUAUAUAACCUUCUUGGGUCCCCAGGGCGUCUAUGUGUGGAGUUCUAUAAAUGGUGAGUGGAUGGUAAGAUAUGAAAUCCUAAAUAAGGGGGUGGGGUCCUGA
Messenger RNA from Staurois parvus, 468 nucleotides. The record is from the annotation of a GenBank genome assembly. Lineage: Eukaryota; Metazoa; Chordata; Amphibia; Anura; Ranidae.